UUGUUGCGCUGUCCGAGGUUUAUAAACGCAGACAUCGUCAAUUCACGCCGGCAUACAGUUCCACGUCGUGCGCAGGGCAGGUCUUCUGGUAACUUCUGCACUUUGUGGCGGAUACUUUUGCAAAGAAACGUGUUCACAUCAACAUGGUCGACAGCGUGUACCGAACCCGGUCGCUCGGCGUGGCCGCCCAGGGCAUACCCGACCAGUAUGCCGACGGCAAGGCAGCCAAAGUCUGGGAAUAUUACAUCGGUAGCAGGACAGACAGGACGGAGAACUACAGGCACUUUCUGGUAGACCUGUUGAAAUCCCAAAAUUGUCACUACAUCCUGGACGCCGCCUGCGGGACAGGCAUCGACUCUGUGAUGCUCCUGGAGGAAGGGUUUCGUGUCAUGAGUUGUGACGCCUCCGAUAAGAUGGUCCUGCACGCUUUCAGGGAGAGAUGGGCCCGCCGCAAGGAAGAGUGCUUUGACCAUUGGGAAAUUGAAGUUGCAAACUGGUUAACUCUCCCAGAGGACCUCCCUCAGGAGGGAGAAGGCUUCGACGCCAUCAUCUGCAUCGGCAAUUCCUUCGCUCACCUCCCGGACUUCGAGGGGACCCAGGAGAACCACCGUAUGGCUCUCAAGAACUUUGCCACCUUGCUGAAACCUGGCGGAGUUCUUAUCAUCGACCAUCGCAACUACGACACCAUCAUAGACACCGGCCGGGCACCGAUAAAGAACAUUUAUUACGUGGGUAGCUGCAUUAACGACAUCCAAACAUCGGUGCUGUAUGUCAACGGUCGGCCCUCCAUGGUGACGUUAGACUACUUCAUCUCCAUUGACAACCAACAUGACGAAGAGAACAACGAGAAGCAAGGAGUUAAAAAUGAGGUUUACAAGUUCCGUCUUUCUUACUAUCCUCACCGCCUGAAUGCAUUCACUGAACUUCUCAAGGAGGCCUUUGGCGAGAACAGCAAGCACUCUGUUUACGGGGACUUCAAGCCAUUCGUCGAGGGCGAAAACCCAUCUUACUAUAUCCAUGUCAUCGAAAAACCCCUCAGUUAAUUCCCAAAACGUGUCCGAACUCCUGUACAGUGGUAAUUCCCAGAAGCUGCGCUUGGGAGUCUGUAAUCAAGGUCACCACUUUUGGGGAAACAUGUAUGGGAGGUGUCCAAAAUAACGAUACAAUAGGCAGCGUAUUGAAAGCUGAAGUAAAAGUUAUCGUGGGAAUGCAUAUAGCUUGUAUUGCAUAUGCCUCUUACAAUGUGACGUCUUUUCAUCACUGACAUCCAAGUUUCUAGAAUAACGAGGUUCUUUAAGUACGACAACCAGUACUGACCAGGAAGUUAAAGAGGAAUAUGGAUGAUUUUUAAGUUCGUUUUUCAAAACAAAUGAUAAGUUUAAAGUUUUUGCCUGUUUAAAAAAAAUUAAAAUUAAAAAAACGGUCAGAAAACUUUUAGGACUUUCUCAGUAUAUUUUCCAUCAGUUAUUCGCAGAACUCAGACAUGCACAAAGAGCAGACGAUCAGAAAGGCAUAAUAAAAAGGGCGUUCAGAUUGCAUGUGUGCGAGCACUGCCUUGGAGGGAAACGUGUACGAGUCGACUCGUUAUAUGACAUUCUCACGGAACGAGGAGGGUCUGAACCCAUGUGCAGAGAGAAUUUGCUUAUGCAUGGAGUUUGAUGUCACAACUGAAAAAAGGCAUCUUUUACUCUUCGCCAGUGUGUCUUCUUUUUGCAAAAUAUGCACGUGUUUACUUUGACAUAGGCCUAUUUGCAAUUUUAAUAUCGGCAAUUUUGUAAAUAUUUGUAAAUUCUAUUCAUAGGAAUCAGGUAUAAAGUGUACAUAGAAAAAUUAUUCAGAAAUAAAAUAUUAGAAGAAACUCUUAUCUUGACAUAAAUAGU
Molecule: messenger RNA, 1880 nt
Organism: Acanthaster planci (crown-of-thorns starfish)
Lineage: Eukaryota; Metazoa; Echinodermata; Asteroidea; Valvatida; Acanthasteridae
Product: glycine N-methyltransferase-like
Biological process (GO): S-adenosylmethionine metabolic process; regulation of gluconeogenesis; one-carbon metabolic process
Cellular component (GO): cytosol
Molecular function (GO): glycine N-methyltransferase activity; S-adenosyl-L-methionine binding; glycine binding
Source: RefSeq, a predicted model, not a curated record